GGGCAGCCCAAGCCCUAUCCCCUCCACCAUGAUUGAUCUACUAAACCCUACGUAUAUAUCAUCAACUCAUCUUCUAUUUUACCGUCCAAACAUUAUCAAACCAAUUCCACCUAAAAUCCUCUCUAUUAUACCCUUUUCUCUUCAUUUUGUUUAAAAUAAUAUUACUCCGUAUAUAAAUAUAUACCCUCAUAUAUCUCAAUCCGUAUAUCUAUGUGGAGUAUAUAUAGAUAAAUUAUCAUAUGUAGAUAUAUAUAUAUAUAUAUAUAUAUUUAACAAAUAGAAGAAACUUUUUAUUUUAGUAUGUUUCCAGAACUGAAAUCAUGAGUCCACACAGGUAAAAAGUUUUCCGUUUCUUCAAACAGCCAUCCUCCAAUAUCGAAUGGGGCCUUCUUGUAGACGACGAAAACAAAAAGGUUCACCGAAAUCAAGAACCCUUAAAUCCUCACCGUCCGAUUCUCCCGCGGAGACGAAGUCAACCGAGUCAACGGUCAACGCUAUUGACCAAGAAGGGCGGCCUGGUGGCGGCGAGAUUGAAGCGGCGGCGGAUGAUAUUUGUUUGACGCCGAAAGCUGAGAGGUUUCGGAUACCGAAGAUCAAGACGUGCCCUCCGGCGCCAAAGAAGAGGCGGCGGACGACUGUGGGGAAGAGCUGCUCGGUGCGGCGAAUACCCAUCGCGUUCUUUGCUCCGGCGGACUUAGACCUCUUCUUUUACGUUGAACUUCGCGGCGGCCGCGGCGGAGUUCCUGUUUGAAUGAUAAGUUGUACUGGUGUACUCUCUCAUGUUAAUUAUUAAUUAGUUUAAUGAAAUAUCAACCCUACUUUAAUUGUUCUUUUAUGAAUUUCAAUUUAGUGACGCUUGAUUUCGUAGUUGUGUGGUAAAUUAUGUUUAAGCCCUUUUAAUUAUCCAAUUAGUUAAUUAUCAUCA
Cuscuta europaea is the source of this 925-nucleotide messenger RNA. The record is from the annotation of a GenBank genome assembly. Lineage: Eukaryota; Viridiplantae; Streptophyta; Magnoliopsida; Solanales; Convolvulaceae.